GAAGCAUGGCUGUAAUAGCAAUGGUGGGUGUGGAAGGGGAUGUUUUAGUAGGUUACAAUAGGCUGUAUUGUGUGCUCUGUGGUCUUUGAUUUGAAAAUGUUUUUGUCAGGAUGGGCAGCAUUGAUUUUUCCUCCUCGUCCCUGUCUUUCUCUUUGCUGUAUUUCCUGGCCAGGACAGGACAGGAUGUUGCUGGGGUAGAUUGUCUGAGGCUGUCCAGACAGGUUAGAUGAGGAGGCCAGUAAAGCCAUUUCACUGCACUACUGCCUGUGUCUGCAGAUUUGCUAUGUUUCUGGCUGUCAUUUCAUCCUUAUUUAGUGAAGGAGGAGGAGGGAUGUGGGGGUUGGUGAUGAAAACCACUGAAAUGGAAGCAGUAUUUUUGUUUUCAGUGAAUGGCUGUCUUUUUUUUCCUCCAUACAAUUCAGCUGAUGCUUUGCUCAGGAGUAAGUCAGAUUAAAAUUGACAAAUUGAAGCCACCUGAACAGUCAGGCCGGUGCAUCUGCUGUGGCGUCAGAGAAAAUGGCAACAGUAAUAGGAACGACAGCAGGGUGCCUGCAAACCAAGGUGAAUCAUGUUGAACUGAUACUGAGAAAAACCUGUUGGGCAGAUUUUAAAUAAAGGAUGGUUAGCUUGCAUUUUCUCAGCAGAACUGAGGCUGUGCACGACAUGUUGUCUAUUAUUAGGUCACUUCAUCAAUGAAUAUUACUUGAGUGUUUUAAAACAGCAGGAUAGUGUCUAUGUACUUGCUUUUCACUUGUUGGAUGUCAGGAGGUUCAGACACUGUAGAUUGUACUGUUCUGUGUUUUUGUGUUUACUAUUUAUAGACCUGUGGCCAGUGGAGAAAGGUGCUUGUUAUUUAUAAUUGGACAGCACUACAUAUUAAGCUGACAUUGCUCCAGUAUUGCUUAACUUUUACUUUAAUUGAAUAUAGAUAUUUUUUUCAUUUAGAAGCUGUGCAUGUGUUGUCUGUUGAUAUAUGGUCUGUGUGAUGUAAUUGCUCCAUUAUCAGUGUGUUCAGUCAUGACCUGUCUCAAAAGUUGCAAGACAAUACAUUUUGUUAAAAAGUCUACACUGUACCUGAAUCUUAAACAAUGGCUGUUCGUUUUCAUAGAGCAUAGUCCUACAUUCAUUUAUUUUGUAUUAAUUCUUUUGAUGUGCUCAUUGAAAUCAUACAUUUCAACACAGUGGCAAACAGAUGUUUCUGUCAACUGCACACUGUUGGAAUCAGAAUUUACAAAUACAUUCAGUUUUUCACCAUCCUAGACAGGAGGAAAUAUUUCAUGGAAUGAAUGGUUGGGGAAAAACAAAACAACCAUGCACAGACACAAUUAAGCAAUAUGUGACUGGUGAUAAUUUCCUGUCUUAAUCAUUCAUCACAUUCUUAGCCUUUAAGACUGUUGUUAGCACAGCGCUUCGGUAGAAAUGGGAAUUUGAAGAUGUGUUUUAAUACAAUUUUUUUUACAGAAGAGUUAUUAUGUUUGUGUUCCCAGCUGGGCACCAAUCAGAAUUCUAUUAGUGACAAGAGAGAGCCUGUUUGCAAAACUGGCCUGUCUUGUGUAGAACAACAUCAUUGUAGUAGGAUUAGGGGAAUGUGUUAAGAGGUAGGUGAGACUGUUUAAUAUCAAACUUCUGCAGGAGUAUAUCACAAACAAAUCAUUGAAAUACUCACUGUUGCAUAGACUGUGUAUAGUGCAUGUCUUUUUGUGGGUGGCUGUUUUCUGCCUUCAUCAGACAGAGUAGCAUAGAGAGCAUAGUACAAACGAGGGGCCAACAUUUUAAACCCUUUGGCCACACAGUUGUCCCAACUGUUGUACUUCUAAAGAACAUGUUGUUCUAAGAAACAAUUUCAAAUGACUUAAAAACUAAAUGAUAAUAGCAUAAAUGAUAGAUAUGAGGAGAUCUUCAUCUGUAGGGUAUGUCUGACUGGAAAACUUUUGAGGAUGAUCUUUUCUGCAUCAGUGUGGCAGAAGAAGAGGGAAAAGAGACUGCAGCAGAAGGAAUGGAGAUCUCGACACGAUCCAAAGUUUCAGACACAGGGUCAGCAGAGCGUACGGCCCAAAAACGAAAGAUGCCGAGUCCCACUCACUCAUCCAAUGGUCAUUCCUCUGCUGAAACCUCCCCCUGCCCAGUGAAAAAGAAGAAGAAACCAGGUGCUGUUAGCAGCAGCAAAGACCAGUCAGAACUAAGACAUGGUCCCUUUUACUAUGUGAAGCAGCCAGCACUCACCACAGACCCUGUUGAUGUUGUACCGCAGGACGGCAGGAAUGACUUCUACUGCUGGCUGUGCCACCGCGAGGGCCAGGUGCUCUGCUGUGAGCUCUGCCCCAGGGUGUACCAUGCCAAGUGCCUCAAACUACCAGCCGAGCCCGAGGGCGACUGGUUCUGUCCGGAGUGUGAGAAAAUAACAGUUGCCGAGUGCAUAGAGACUCAGAGCAAAGCCAUGAUGAUGCUAACUAUAGACCAGCUGUCUUACCUACUAAAGUUUGCUCUUCAGAAGAUGAAACAACCAGGUACUGAACCCUUCCAGAAACCUGUCUCUCUUGAACAGCAUCCAGAUUAUGCAGAGUACAUUUUUCAUCCUAUGGAUCUUUGCACUCUUGAGAAGAAUAUCAAAAAGAAAAUGUAUGGCUGCACAGAAGCCUUCUUGGCAGAUGCAAAAUGGAUUUUGCACAACUGUAUUAUAUACAAUGGAGGCAAUCACAAACUCACAGCUACAGCUAAAGUGAUAGUAAAAAUCUGUGAACAUGAGAUGAACGAGAUUGAAGUUUGUCCCGAGUGUUAUCUGUCUGCUUGCCAAAAGAGAGACAACUGGUUUUGUGAGCCUUGUAGUAACCCACACCCUCUAGUGUGGGCCAAACUGAAAGGAUUUCCAUUCUGGCCUGCUAAAGCUCUGCGCGACAAAGACGGACAGGUGGACGCUCGUUUUUUUGGUCAGCAUGACAGGGCAUGGGUUCCUUUAAACAACUGCUACCUCAUGUCCAAAGAGAUUCCAUUCUCUGUAAAGAAGACCAAAAGCAUCUUCAACAGUGCCAUGCAAGAGAUGGAGGUCUAUGUGGAAAACAUGAGGAAGAAGUUUGGAGUGUUUAACUAUGCCCCCUUCAGGACACCUUACACUCCUGACAACAACUUCCAGAUGCUGCUAGAUCCCUCCAACCCUUCGUCCACGCCAGUCAAAUCUGAGAAGCAGGAGAAGAUCAAGCUCAGCUUUGAUAUGACGGCAUCCCCCAAGAUCCCUUUGGCCAGGACCAUGUUGUCUGGGGCUGGGGUGGGAGGGGGCACAGUUGGGCGGCGCCUCCCUCUCACUGACAUGCCGCGCUCCCCCAUGAGCACCAACUCCUCAGCCCACACUGGUUCAGAUGGGGAGCAGGAGACAGCGGACAAGUCACAGGCAAAAGCUGCAAAUAGCCAGUACAGUGCAGGAGAGGAGUCCAUGGACUGUACAGCAUCACCUGCACAUCCUCGACCCGGUCCUGCAGGCAGUUCAUUGGACAGUCCUAAACCAUUCCACUCUCAAGCUCCUGGUGUCUCCAAGCAGGAGAAGACACCACAGACAGGAAGCAUUCUGAACCUCAAUCUAGAUCGGAGCAAAGCAGAAAUGGACCUAAAAGAGCUUAGUGAAACAGUUCAGCAAAAGCAAGGAACCACACCAGUCCUCACAUCUCCAAAAAGACAGAUUAAGAGCCGCUUCCAGCUGAACCUGGACAAAACCAUUGAGAGCUGCAAGGCACAGCUGGGUAUCGAUGAGAUCUCUGUGGAUGUGUAUAAAGGUGUGGAACACAGUGACUCAGAAGACUCUGAUAAAUCUGACUCAAGUGACAGUGAGUAUGGUAGUGACGACGAGCAAAAGACCAAGGAUGGCCAGGAUGCAGCACCCAAUGAUGAAGCCCAGAAGGACCCUACCAAAAGUAAAGUCAAAGACCAGUCUUCCCCGAGCCAAGAUAAGGAGGGCAAAGCUGAUACACUUGUGGCUUCCGAGUCUGCAGCAGGCGACGCCACUGCAACAGCAUCAGAUUCUCCAACUAAAGAGAAAAUAAGCUCAGAUUCAGAAAAAGAGAGCCCAGAGAAGCCCAAAGCACCCCCAGCAUCACCGGGUCCCAGAGAUAAGCUCAGUUGAAAAGAGGAGACAAAGCAGCCCGUGCCAGUGGAGGACUCUGACUCAGAGAGGGAGCUGGUUAUUGACCUUGGAGAGGAACAGGGAGGCAAAGACAGGAAGAGGAGCAGGAAGGACCCCACCACAGCUAAAGAGUCACCUGCUGGUAAACCUGAAGGUAAAGCCCUGACCCCAUCAACUGUUCCGUCUCAAAACAGUGCAGCUCUUUCCACACCCUCCAGUGUUUCCACACAGUCCCCAAUGGCCAUUCCUGUCACCAUGGUCUCCUUCACUACCCCCUCCCCUGCAACCAUAAGCCUUGCAACCGUGUCCAGUGCCACAGCAACACCACCUUCUUCCUCCUCUUCCUCCUCCUCCUCCUCCUCAGCCUCCACCACUCCAGCUUUGAAGAAACAGCGCCCUCUGCUGCCCAGAGAGACAGUGCCAGUGGUGCAGAGAGCUGUGGUGUGGAAUCCCACUGCCAAGUUUCAAACCUCUUCGCAGAAGUGGCACAUGCAGAAGGUGCAGCGUCAGCAACAGAACCAGCAAACUGUGGCAACCACCCAAAUUCAGGCGUCGUCACCCAGGCAAGGCCAGGCUCAAGUACUGACCCAGACACAGGCUGGGAACAUUUCGACAACAGUAUCCUCAUCUUCAGUGCAGCAGUCUUCACAAAGCACACGCUAUCAGACAAGACAGGCUGUCAAAGCUGUUCAACAAAAAGACACUCCACUCAGCACAUCCACCUCCGCUGUCACCCUGGUAUCCAGUAGUCCAGCUAAUGUUGCCAUUAUGGCAGCAUCAAGUCUAGGCACAGCUGCGUCAUCUUCACCAGUGGCAACAGACCUCUAUAUUCCCACUGCGUCAGCAGAUGUGGCUGCAGACAUUGCCAAGUACACAAAUAAAAUAAUGGAUGCAAUCAAAGGUACAAUGACUGAAAUUUACAAUGACCUUUCUAAGAGUACUUCAGGGAAUACAAUAGCAGAGAUAAGACGACUGAGAAUUGAAAUAGAAAAAUUACAGUGGCUGCAUCAGCAAGAGUUGUCAGAAAUGAAGCACAAUCUUGAGCUGACGAUGGCCGAGAUGAGGCAAAGUCUGGAGCAGGAGAGAGAGAGGUUGGUGACUGAAGUGAAGAAACAGAUGGAGCUGGAGAAGCAGCAAGCAGUGGAUGAGACAAAGAAGAAACAGUGGUGUGCCAACUGCAGGAAAGAGGCCAUCUUCUAUUGUUGCUGGAACACCAGCUACUGUGAUUACCCCUGCCAGCAAGCCCACUGGCCAGAGCACAUGAAGUCCUGCACUCAGUCAGCCACAGCCCCACAGCAAGAACCUGAGGCUGAGUCGACAGCAGACCUCCCAAACAAAGGGUUAGGACAGACUAGCAGUGGCCCUAACUCUCUCAGAGACACGCCAGUCUCUGCACCAUCAGACAAAGACUGUGACAUGGAGAAGAGUGGUGACAGUGUUGCUGUCACUUUGUCAUAACCCAACUUACCAUACUUGAAAAUGUAAAUGUAUAGAUUCUUUUUUCACUACAAGGAUGUGUACAUGUAAAUUGUUCUGUUCAAGCAGUUGUUAAGGGAGCAAUCCAAAUUAUUUUUAUUUAUAUAUUUUUGUUUGCCUUUCAGGGCUCACACACUGCCCCCAGCACACAGUGGUCUUUGAAACAUUAUAAAUGUAGAAGACUGGCAGCAGAUAGUUAGUAACCACUAGAGGGGGCAGUUUAAAAAAAUGUAUACUGCAUAUUCAUGCACUUUGUUGCAGUCUGUAGAGAGCUGUCAGUAUAAAGAUCUUAAGAGCAUGCCUGAGUGUCAAAAAACAUACACAUAGUGUAAAGGACAACAGUAUAACAGUUUCAACAACUGCAAAAAUGUAACCCAUGUUAAUGAACCACCUCAGUUUUAGAUUAGAAGACUGUUGACAGAAAUGUCUGUAAAUUACUUAUUUUGUAUUCUAUGUUAAUUUAUUUGUUAUUCUAAUGUUGCCUGCUGUAUACUGCAAAGCAAAUAACAAAUACAAACAUUUUAAAUGA
Messenger RNA from Lates calcarifer (barramundi perch), 6116 nucleotides. It is a transcript of the gene zmynd8, whose product is annotated as zinc finger, MYND-type containing 8. Gene Ontology annotation, biological process: regulation of DNA-templated transcription. Lineage: Eukaryota; Metazoa; Chordata; Actinopteri; Centropomidae. The record is from RefSeq and is a predicted model, not a curated record. Gene Ontology annotation, molecular function: protein binding.